Messenger RNA from Cavia porcellus (domestic guinea pig), 2583 nucleotides. It is a transcript of the gene P4ha3, whose product is annotated as prolyl 4-hydroxylase subunit alpha 3. The record is from RefSeq and is a predicted model, not a curated record. Gene Ontology annotation, molecular function: procollagen-proline 4-dioxygenase activity; iron ion binding; L-ascorbic acid binding. NCBI's taxonomy places the organism in Eukaryota, Metazoa, Chordata, Mammalia, Rodentia, Caviidae. The coding region runs from base 50 to 1597 and encodes 515 amino acids. Gene Ontology annotation, cellular component: endoplasmic reticulum. The transcript has 12 exons. Gene Ontology annotation, biological process: peptidyl-proline hydroxylation to 4-hydroxy-L-proline.
CGGAUGGCCGGCGGGGGCGAAGUCUGAGCGGGACCAAGGAUCGCCAGCGAUGGUCCGCGCCGUGCGGCUGGGCGCGCUGCUGGCGGUGCUGGUUCUCUGGGUCGGGGACCUGGCCAGGGCUGCGGCGCGGGAAGAUAAGUUCUCGGCGCUGACCAGCGUGGCGCGCGCCUUGGCGCCCGAGCGCCGGCUGCUGGCGCUGCUGCGGAGUUACCUGCUGGGGGAGGAGGCGCGGCUGCGAGACCUGACCAGAUUCUAUGACAAGGUACUUUCCUUGCAUGAGGAUUCAGCAACCCCUGUGGCUAACCCUCUGCUUGCCUUUACUCUCAUCAAACGCCUGCAUUCUGACUGGAGGAAUGUGGUACAUAGUCUGGAGGCCAGUGAGAACAUCCGAGCUCUGAAGGAUGGUUAUGAGAAGCUGGAGCAAGAACUUCCAGCCUUUGAGGACCUGGAGGGGGCAGCACGAGCCCUGAUGAGGCUGCAGGAUGUAUACAUGCUCAAUGUGAAAGGCCUCGCCCGGGGCGUCUUUCAGCGAGUCACUGGCUCUGCCGUCACUGACCUAUACAGUCCCAGGCAGCUCUUCUCCCUGACAGCAGACGACUGCUUCCAAAUAGGCAAGGUGGCCUAUGAUAUGGGCGAUUACUACCAUGCCAUUCCGUGGCUUGAGGAGGCUGUCAGUCUCUUCAGAGGAUCUUACGGAGAGUGGAAGACAGAGGACGAGGCGAGUCUAGAAGAUGCUUUGGAUCACUUGGCCUUUGCCUGUUUCCAGGCAGGAAAUGUUUCAUGUGCGCUCAGCCUCUCCCGAGAGUUUCUUCUCUACAGCCCAGAAAAUAAGAGGAUGGUCAGGAAUGUGUUGAAGUAUGAAAGGCUCUUGGCAGAGAGCUCUCACCAAGAAGUGGCUGAGACUGUCAUCCAGAGGCCAAAUGUGCCCCACCUGCAGACCAGAGACACGUAUGAGGGGUUGUGUCAGACGCUGGGUUCUCAGCCCAUUCACUACCAGAUCCCUAGUCUCUAUUGCUCCUAUGAGACCAAUUCCAGCCCCUAUCUGCUGCUUCAACCGGUCCGGAAGGAAGUCAUCCACCUGGAGCCCUAUGUUGCUCUUUACCAUGACUUCGUCAGUGACCCAGAAGCUCAGAAAAUUCGAGAGCUUGCAGAGCCAUGGCUGCAGAGAUCAGUGGUGGCAUCCGGGGGAAAGCAGUUACAAGUGGAAUACCGCAUCAGUAAAAGUGCUUGGCUGAAGGACACCGUUGACCCAAUGCUGGUGACCCUUAACCACCGCAUUGCUGCCCUCACAGGCCUUGAUGUCCGGCCUCCGUAUGCAGAGUACCUCCAGGUGGUGAACUAUGGAAUUGGAGGGCACUAUGAACCUCACUUCGACCAUGCCACGUCACCAAGCAGCCCCUUGUUCAGAAUGAAGUCUGGGAACCGAGUUGCAACAUUUAUGAUCUAUCUGAGCUCAGUGGAAGCGGGAGGAGCCACAGCCUUCAUCUAUGCCAACUUCAGCGUGCCUGUGGUUAAGAUCUCCACUGGGAAGGCCCAAAAGUCAGUGACGGAAGUGAGUCUGAGCCAGCUGGGUGAAGAAUCUGUGCCAGCAGGCUGAGGAGUCUACACUGGAGUCAGGAAGCAAUGCUUCAGCCAGAGCUCCCCCAAAGAGAACCGCAGUCAUCCUUAGUGACAGCAAGGACCUGAGCUCCUCUGAUGAGAACAGCCGGAUUUGUAUCAGGAAACCCAACCUGACAAGCUUCUUCAGCAGAAUGGACAGUAUACAUUUUCCCCUCCAGUUCUUUUACGCUGUUGGCAACAAUCCUCAAGGAGCCCUUCCACACCCAGCACCGUGCUGAUUCAGUUCAGUUAGGCUGUUACAAGUUACCCACUAGUUAAUCUACCAUAGUACAAGGGGAACCAGUUAUGGGGACUCUGGAUGCCUUGUCUAGGCAAUUUGAGACACGGUUACACUUCUUGCUGAGAUAGGAAACACAAGAGCAAGAACAAAUUUCAUGAGAAGGUGAGGUCAGUACAAAGUGGUCAUCUGGGAGACGGCUCAGUUUAUGAUUUGGGUCAUGGUUAAGCAAGGCUGCGAGUGACUGAGUUUCCUCUUUCAGCCUGUCCUGUUCUGCAUUGAUGGAGAUGAGACUGGAAUCCAAUUCCUUGGACAGUGUCAAGAGUGGCUCUGUCCGUCCCACCAGGUAUCUUGGAGCUCAGGAGCAGACAGAACACAAGAUACUGACAGGAGAAGGGCAGGCUUUCUUUUCUUUUCUUCCUUUCUCCUUCCUUUUCUUUUCUCUUUCUUUCUUUCUCUCUCUCUCUCUCUCUCUCUCUCUUUCUUUCGUCAGUGCUGAGGGUUGAACUCAGGGCCUUUGCACAGGUAUAUUCGCAGUCCCCAGCCCCACCUGAGACACGGUCUGUCAGUAACUUGGCUGUGCUGUGCCUGAACUUGCAGUCUUCCUGCCUCGGCCUCCCAGAGUGCUGGGAUUAUAGCUAUGUGUUACUACACCUGACUGUUUUUGGAGUUCUGUGGCAACUAAGUCUAAUGAACUGUCCCCUGCCUCUAUAUCAGCAGAAAUAAAGAUAAACAAGCUGAAUAAA